This is a messenger RNA of Mycena indigotica, 819 nucleotides long. Its product is annotated as BHLH domain-containing protein. The transcript is spliced from 2 exons. Lineage: Eukaryota; Fungi; Basidiomycota; Agaricomycetes; Agaricales; Mycenaceae. Bases 1 to 819 code for a protein of 272 amino acids. The record is from RefSeq and is a predicted model, not a curated record. Gene Ontology annotation, molecular function: protein dimerization activity.
AUGGCCACCAUCUACGCUGCCAGUUGUAAUCCGCAUCGCUCUGCCCGACGAGCCCGCUCCCCCUCUGAAAGCUCGUCAGCCUCUGAAUACACGCCGCUGCCCCCAAAGUCGAAUGAUCUUCCAACUAGCGCUCCAAGCGCCAAACGCGGUCGGAAGCCAGCCGUUCUUAGCCGUACAGCGCGUGAAGCCCAGCGUAAACUGAACCACAGCAUAAUUGAAAAGGCACGACGGACCAAGAUUAACGAAGCAUUAGCGACGCUGAAGCAGCUUGUUCCCCCUAAUUAUGGUCAGCCUGCGAUAGCACCAGAAGAAGCAGAAGAAGCGGAGGACGACGGCAAGAAGAAAAAGGGAGGCAAGCGCGAGGAAAAAGAAAAGGAGUUCAAACUUGAGAUACUCGUCCGCACUGUCAGCUUUAUGCAAGACCUCAUCGAACGCGUCAAUGUGCUCGAGGCCGCUGAGGCUGGUCCAUCAUGCUCUACUUGCAAGCGCAAACGGUCUGGGGAAGAAGAAGAAAUAGAUGAGGGGCGUGUAGGCAGGCGGCGUCAAGAGGGUGACUUCUCUUUGCCUCCCAUUUCAUCGUGGUUGCCGUCGCCAGAAUUCUCGUCUCAUUUGCCUUCGCCUCCGUCUUCCACCCACGUUGCUCCGGCACAACCACCAACCCAGCUGCCUCCUGCUCUGAGUCUGGGCCCUGGAGCUGCUCACUCCCUGCAGUCGAUACUUUCACCAGAGGAAGAACACGCCGCGUCGAUGUUGCUGGAAAUAAGAGGGUCUCGCGACAUACAGACACCAGCGACACUUCUUGGCUUGGGCAAACGAUAG